UCUCUCCCAUUCUCUCAUUCUUUGCCAUCGCCUUCGAUUUCUUUCCUGUCCACUCUCUCUCUCUCUCUCCUCAAUUCCUUUUCUUUCCGUUCCGUUCUGUUCAUCCUCAACUACUUGUCUUUCGUUUCCGUUACGUUCCGUUCAUCCUCAACUCCUUUCCUUUCCUUUACUAGAGCUCUUCCUCUUCUCCUCCUCUCCAAUUGGAGUGGGUUCCUUCUUCCUCCAAAUGCGAUCGAUUGAUGAAUUAUCCCAAAUUUUAUUUUCCAAUUCGAAAUUCGUCCUUGUUAUGAGAUUGUUCAACUAAUUAAUCUGUAAGGCUUCGUCGUCGUCGCCGGCGGCGGCGGUGGUGAUUUCCAAUAAGAGCAAGAUUUUCCGAGGGAGAAGAUGUUGAACCGGUUUAUCAAUUUCGGAAGCCGGAAGCUCCCUGAUCCUGAGGCGGAGGAGCCCCCUGCGGUGGCCGUCAACCACGCCUCUCGGGCCACUGCCGCCACGCCUCCUCCUCCAGCGCCAUCCCCUGCUGCCGCACCCGUCAGCCCCAACAUCGAGGUUCUCCCGCCAUUCGGAGAGGUAGCCGCCGGGGAGCGCCAAGCCCUUUUUCUUCGCAAGCUCCAGCUUUGCGCCGUCGUCUUCGACUUCUCCGACGCUCUCUCCCUCCGCUGCGCCCGAGAGCGGGAGACGAAGCGGCGUGCGUUUCAGGAGCUCGUCGACUUCGUCCAGUCCGGCUCCGGCCGCCUCUCCGAGCAGGUUCAGGAGGAGCUCGUCCGCACCGUCGCCGCCAACAUCUUCCGAUGCCUUCCCCCGGCCGCCCACGAGAACACUGGCGGCGAUGCCUCCGCCGAUCCCGAGGAGGAGAACGUGUUCCUCGAUCCAGCGUGGCCCCAUCUCCAGCUCGCCUACGAGCUUCUUCUCCGCUACGUCAUCUCCACUGACACCGACACCAAGAUCGCCAAGCGGUUCAUUGACCAUUCCUUUGUGCUCCGCCUCCUCGACCUCUUCGACUCCGAAGACCCCCGCGAGCGCGAAUACCUCAAGACCAUCCUCCACCGUAUCUACGGAAAGUUCCUGGUCCACCGCCCAUUCAUCCGCAAGGCCAUCAACAACGUCUUCUACGGGUUCAUCUUCGAGACGGAGAGGCACAACGGUAUCGGAGAGCUUCUGGAAAUUCUUGGGAGCGUCAUCAAUGGCUUUACCCUGCCCAUGAAAGAGGAGCAUAAGUUGUUCCUGGUGCGGGCGCUCAUCCCGCUGCACAAGACCAAGGCGGUGAGCGUUUACCACCAGCAGCUGGCCUACUGCACCACGCAGUUCGUGGAGAAGGACUACAAGCUUGCAGACACGGUGAUUCGAUGCCUAUUGAAGUACUGGCCGGUGACCAACUGCCAGAAGGAGGUUCUGUUUCUGGGGGAGUUGGAGGAGAUGUUGGAGGCAACACAGCCCGUAGAGUUCCAGAGGAUCAUGAUUCCCUUGUUCAAGAGGAUUUCAUGCUGUCUCAACAGCUCUCACUUCCAGGUUGCUGAACGGGCUUUAUACUUUUGGAAUAAUGAUCAUAUCGUGACCUUGAUUGCCCAAAACCGUGGUGUCAUAUUGCCCAUAAUAUUCGAAGCGCUGGAGAAGAACAUGCAGAGCCAUUGGAACCAAGUGAUCAAUGCCCUCACAGCAAACGUGCGCAAGAUGUUCGAAGACAUGGACGGCAAUCUCUUUUCGGAGUGUCAACAGCAAUACAUUGAGAAAGAAGCAAACGCCAACGCCUUGAAAGAGCAACGAGAGGUUGCAUGGAGACAACUAGAAGCUGUAGCUGUGGCCGUAGCUGCAGCUAGAGCUGCGGGAGAGAAGAUGAUUCUAGUCAAUUAAUUCUAAAAUUGGCUGCCUAAAUAUGUGCAUAUCUAUUCAUUUGGCGUUCUUAUUUUUCCUAUUUAACAUUAAAACCUCCAUAAGUGUCUAAAUAGGCUCUUUCUUUUCUUAAUUUAUAGUAGUACCCCAGCAUGGGGAAUGAACUCUGAUUGCCAUCACUUGUACUUUCGAUUAUUCAUUGUAUUCUUAUAUAUGUAGUUGGAAUAGUCACAAAACGCUCUUUAUCUGUGGUAA
This is a messenger RNA of Zingiber officinale, 2082 nucleotides long. RefSeq names its product serine/threonine protein phosphatase 2A 57 kDa regulatory subunit B' beta isoform-like. Gene Ontology annotation, cellular component: protein phosphatase type 2A complex. Gene Ontology annotation, molecular function: protein phosphatase regulator activity. Gene Ontology annotation, biological process: signal transduction. The transcript is spliced from 2 exons. Lineage: Eukaryota; Viridiplantae; Streptophyta; Magnoliopsida; Zingiberales; Zingiberaceae. The coding region runs from base 385 to 1848 and encodes 487 amino acids. The record is from RefSeq and is a predicted model, not a curated record.